Peniophora sp. CBMAI 1063 is the source of this 1464-nucleotide messenger RNA. The record is from the annotation of a GenBank genome assembly. NCBI's taxonomy places the organism in Eukaryota, Fungi, Basidiomycota, Agaricomycetes, Russulales, Peniophoraceae.
AUGUCUCUCUCGUUAGAGCAGGUCGCAGCUCACCAAGACGUCAGCUCUUGCUGGAUCAUCAUCAACGGCAAGGUCUACGAUGUGACAGAGUUCUUAUCUGAACAUCCAGGGGGACGGAAGGUCCUCCUUCAGUACGCCGGUAAAGACGCUACUCAGGCCUAUGAACCCAUCCAUCCGCCGGGUACCAUUGAGAAAACUUUGUCUGCCGACAAGUGCCUUGGUGAAAUCAGCUCAGAGGCUCAACAUGCUCUUGACUCUGCUCGCAACCUGAAGAAGAAGACCGUAGAUGAGAGGCGCGUUGAAAACGCGUUGAGAGCGCGGCCUAGCAUAGACCGCAUGCUCAGUCUCUUCGACUUGGAGAACGUCGCCAGACAAGUUCUCACACACAAAGCUCUGUCUUAUUACAGCUCUGCGGCAGACGAUGAGAUUACGUAUCAUGAGAACGCCCGCGCUUUCGCGAGAUUCUUCUUCCAUCCGCGGGUGAUGCGUGCUGUCUCUCGGUGUGAUCCAUCAAGCACCAUUCUAGGCUUCAAGUCUUCGAUACCUGUCUUCGUCUCCGGCGCGGCUCUGGCACGUUUGGGGCAUCCUGACGGCGAACUGAACAUUACUCGCGGCGCGUACAAGACCGGCAUAAUACAAAUGGUUUCGUCGAAUGCAUCAUUUUCCUCGGAACAGAUCGCCAGCGCCCGUGGCUCGCCUGAUCAGCCACUCUUCUUCCAAUUCUACAAGCACAAAGACGACAAGAUCGCGGAGAAACGCAUCAAAGACAUAGAGGCACAAGGUUACAAAGCUAUAUUCUUGACCGUUGACGCCAUUGUCGCCGGUAACCGGGAACGCGACAACCGUGCCCCUUUCGAGAUCGAGGAUAUGGAAAGUGCAGCAGCUGAGAAUGACAGCACACAUCUCGAGCACGACAGCAGCGCCGUCGCUAUCGCAGAAGGCGGAGGUCACGCAGGUGCGCUUUUGGCAUCCGAUGAUGUAGACAUGACUUGGGAGAAGACCAUUCCUUGGCUCAGAAGCAUCACGAGGCUACCUAUCGUCCUGAAAGGCAUUCAAUAUGUGGAGGACGCUAUUUUGGCAGCUGACGCGCGUGUCGACGGCAUUAUGAUAUCAAAUCACGGAGGUAGACAGCUGGAGUAUGCCCUGCCACCCAUCGAGGUACUGUACAAGCUGCGAAAGCAACAUCCAGAUGUUUUUACUAAGCUGGAGGUGUACCUUGACGGUGGAGUGAGGAGGGGAACUGACGUUAUCAAAGCGCUGUGCCUUGGUGCUAAAGCUGUUGGCAUGGGGCGUCCCUUCUUGUACGCGCAGUCCGCCUAUGGCGAAGAGGGAGUCGUGAGAGCCGUCCGGAUCCUUGAGCGGGAAAUGCUCACUGGCAUGCGUCUGAUGGGAGUGGCCAGCGUCUCUGAGCUGAGACCGGAACUGGUUGAACGCGUAGACUGGCAACCGACGGCGCGUUUGUGA